UCCUUUUCCUCACACUCUCUUCUACAUCUCACUCCCUUUACCUACCACUGUUCUCCCAAAAAAAAACCCGGUUUCCCCGGUCCAUCAAAUCGGAUCCCUCGGUUCCGGGUCGCCCCAUUCUUCUCCUCUAGGGUUUGAUUAAUUGUAUCAGCAAUGGCGACUCGAACCGAACUUGAUAAAGGAUUGAAGUCGGACAAUGUCAGUCAAUUGGCCGGACAUGAUGCGGCUUCUGGAAAAGAUGGAAUAACUGCAUCCAUUCCCUAUCCAGGAGAUGUGAAAUCUAAUAAUAAAGGUGAAGGAGAUGGUAUUUUGAGCAUGAAAGGAGAGGCACUUAAAGAGUCAGUAGAAAAGCACGGAGUUUACAAUCCGCCUGCUAGUAGUUACAAUUAUUAUUAUCCAGGACAUGAUCAUGGUUAUUUUCAGGCAGAUGGCUCUCCUAUGGGAAUGCAAUCAGACAAUGGAUCUAUAGUCUAUUAUUUACCGGGCUAUAAUCCUUAUGCAUCCGGGACAGUUGUUGGGGCUGAUGGACAAAUUGUUAGUCAACAGCCAUAUUAUCCGCCCUCUGGAUAUGCUCAUCAUCCUGUUUCCUAUGGAUCAGAAGCUGUGCCUUAUUAUUCAUGGGAUUCAACAUACGGAGGUGAUGUUUCAAAUGGAAACGCCGGGUCUCUAAAUGGAAAUUAUGGUUCUGUUAAGUCGUAUGGUUCGAACACUACAAAAUCUAAUGGCAAUUUUGCUGGAAAAUCUUCUAAGUCAACAUUUACACGACCAGUUAGACCUUUAAACAAGGUGUCUCCAUCGGGUUCUGAUUUCUCUACUAGCCUCUUCAAUGGAUACCAUUCGGUAGGGAAUUAUUCUUCGUUUUCUGCUCAUAAACAAGGUCCAUUCUCUCAGAAUGGUGCUGCGAACUACAGACAAAAUGGAAGGCUAUGGAAUGGAAAUGAUAGAAGUAAAUCAAGAGACAAUUUCUAUAAAACCAGUGAUUUUGAAACGUCGACUGAAUUAACUUGUGGUCCUAGGGCCUCUAACAAGAUUGAUUCUUUGGAUUCCUCUGUCAAGGAAGAUUUGGGAAUCACAGUAUGUAGAGAUCAAUAUAACCAGCCAGAUUUUGAAACCGAGUAUACAAAUGCCAAGUUUUAUAUCAUCAAAUCAUACAACGAAGAUGACAUUCAUAAGAGCAUUAAAUAUAAUGUAUGGGCUAGCACUCCAAAUGGAAAUAAAAAGUUAAAUGCAGCAUUUCGUGAAGCAGAACAGCAGUCUAGUCAAUCUGGCACAAACUGUCCAAUUUUUCUUUUUUUCUCGGUUAAUGCAAGUGGACAGUUUGUUGGGAUAGCUGAAAUGCUUGGGCAGGUAGAUUUUGAUAAGGACAUGGACUUUUGGCAGCUUGACAAGUGGAACGGUUUCUUCCCAGUGAAGUGGCAUGUCGUAAAGGACAUUCCUAACAAUCAGCUACGACAUAUCAUUCUUGAAAAUAAUGAAUGCAAGCCUGUAACUUUUAGCAGGGACACUCAAGAGAUUGGACUCAAGCAAGGUUUGGAAAUGUUGAAAAUUUUCAAGAAGUACUCAGCAAAAGCGUCAUUGUUAGAUGACUUUGAUUUCUAUGAAAAUCGGGAGAAGUCUCUUGUUAAAAAGGGCGAUAAACCUGCAUCUCUACGAACGGAACUACGCAAAAUGGGUGAACUUCCGAAACAUGAAAAAGCAGGCGAAAGGAAACCGGAAGAUGAAGUGUGGACCAAGAAAGCUACUGCUGAUCCUUCAUCUCUUGUCAAUCUAACAAAAAAUCUCUCACUCAAUGGCUACAGUCCUAAGACUAAUUCUAUUAAGAAGCCAAUCGAAAAUUCAAUUCCAGCUCCAGCUGUUGCUGCACCGUAGGCCAUUUUAUAGCUUUUUCCUUUUGUUUGCCUCUUUCCAUUGUUAGAUUUUCAUAGAGGUUUUCCUCUUAUUUAUCUCAUCUUUUAUGUUUUAUUUUA
This is a messenger RNA of Mercurialis annua (annual mercury), 1967 nucleotides long. Its product is annotated as YTH domain-containing protein ECT3. The coding region runs from base 154 to 1869 and encodes 571 amino acids. The record is from RefSeq and is a predicted model, not a curated record. Gene Ontology annotation, cellular component: cytoplasm. Lineage: Eukaryota; Viridiplantae; Streptophyta; Magnoliopsida; Malpighiales; Euphorbiaceae. Gene Ontology annotation, biological process: mRNA destabilization. The transcript is spliced from 10 exons. Gene Ontology annotation, molecular function: mRNA binding.